UCAAAACAUUAGGAUACGAUCAGAAAAUUUGUAAAUUUGCUCGAUAUAGAUUGAGUGUAUAAUUAGCCAAAAAUAAUGGCUCGAAUCCUUCACCGUUUUCUCCCAGCUGCGGAAACGGAUAUUGAAAUUGAAACUGGGAGUGCUGAUGAGUUAUCUUAUACAGCCGCUUCUAUGCAAGGCUGGAGGAAGAACCAAGAAGAUAGGUACAUAUGUUUGCCUAAUUUUUAUGAAAACAGCUGCUACUUUGGAGUGUUUGAUGGCCACGGAGGAUUUGUGGUAGCAGAAUUUCUGAAACGCCGAUUGCAUGUUGAAAUCAAGUAUUUUUUAAGAGAUGGCCAAGAUACAGAAACCGCUCUGCAUUCUGGAUUUCUUACAUGUGAUUCAAGUAUGAGGACACCUGAAACGAUUGACGAAUUAAACAGCAUUAUUGAAGAACACUUUGGUUCUUCUUCUGAUGAUGAUGAUGACGAAGAUUCAUCGAGUUCCGACAGUGACGAAGAAAUACGACAGCCUGCCUUUGCCUGUGGUUCAACGGCUACUGUAGCCAUCAUAGAAAAUAACACCAUCUAUGUCGCCAAUGUUGGUGACUCUAGAUGUGUGUUAUCUCGUGAUAGAAUAGCUAUCGAUCUUUCUAAAGAUCAUCGCCCUGAUGAUCUGGAAGAAAGAAUUCGGAUCACCAACGCUGGUGGUACUGUGAGCCAGGAUGGACGAAUAAACGGUAGUUUAAAUUUGUCCCGCGGAUUUGGCGAUUUCCGCUUCAAAAGCACCUGCGACACAACACAACAGAUGCUUAGUGUCGAACCUUUCAUAAAAUCCAUUGCUAUAGAAGAAAACGAUGAAUUUCUCAUAAUUGCUUCUGAUGGAAUAUGGAAUUCCAUGGGGAGCCAAGAUGUCGUCGAUUUUGUCACCGAGAGAUUUCAAGAUGAAGAGUGUGAUUUGGAGGAAAUUUGUAAAAACAUCUUUCAUCUUAAUUUGUCACCCAACCCAAUUAAGGAAGGAACAGGCUGUGACAACAUGACCGCCAUCAUUGUCAUGUUGAAUAAUGCAGAAAAUUUGUGAAUGUACAAAUUUUUUCAUCUUGUUAGCAAAUUUUUUA
Messenger RNA from Argiope bruennichi, 1096 nucleotides. RefSeq lists its product as uncharacterized. Gene Ontology annotation, molecular function: protein serine/threonine phosphatase activity; cation binding. The record is from RefSeq and is a predicted model, not a curated record. The coding region runs from base 76 to 1059 and encodes 327 amino acids. Gene Ontology annotation, biological process: protein dephosphorylation. NCBI's taxonomy places the organism in Eukaryota, Metazoa, Arthropoda, Arachnida, Araneae, Araneidae. The transcript is spliced from 9 exons.